AUGGCCUCCCAAUCACCUAUGGAAGAUACAAUGCGCUCCAAGAUAGCAGCCGCCCUUCAACCCACUCACCUCGAAAUUUACAAUGACUCCCACCUGCACGCACACCACAAACCCAUGGAAAACUCUACAUCCCAUGAAACACAUUUCCGCGUCGUGGUCACCGCCGAAGCGUUCAGGUCGAAGUCGCAGCCGGCACGCCAUAAGAUGGUGUAUGCGCUUUUGAAGGAGGAGAUGGCCAGGGAAGGGGGCAUCCACGCAUUACAGUUGAAGACCAAGACCCCAGAAGAGGAGGAGGCGCUGAUUCGGAAGGAGAAGGAGGAGAAGGGGACACAGGUUCCCGGGGCUAGCGUUGGGGCGGCCUAG
Venustampulla echinocandica is the source of this 363-nucleotide messenger RNA. RefSeq lists its product as uncharacterized. Lineage: Eukaryota; Fungi; Ascomycota; Leotiomycetes; Helotiales; Pleuroascaceae. The record is from RefSeq and is a predicted model, not a curated record. The coding region runs from base 1 to 363 and encodes 120 amino acids. The transcript is spliced from 2 exons.